AUGCACUUCGGUCUAACAUCUUUGUUUCCUGGUCUGGCCUCCAGCUUCAGCUCCAAGCGCCCUCAGGACAGCCCUCAGACCAAGCUUCGCAAGACACCGCCUGCGCCGAGCAUCGUAAACGAUCUCAAAACCCGCGAUCGUUCCGGCAAGCGGAAUGGUGAUCUACCCACAGUACUAUCCAUCGCUUACGAAAAGUUCCGCGAUCGAUUUGCGCGCCAUCGUAGAAGCCAAGUAUCACAGCGAGCAGAUGUGUCGCACGAAGCCGUUGCUUCACAAACAGCCGCGCGUUUGCUACCAAGCCUCAACGUUAUCUCUGGUGUCUGCACCAUCAUCGAAACGCUGCCCGAGCUACCUCAGCGGUUGCUUAUGCCCGAAACUACGACGGAUAGUGGAGAAGGUUGGUUCAAAGUAGUUGAGCGUGCCUGCGGCAAUGACAACUCCGCAAUCGUCGCCCUCAUCCAGCGCGAAAAUGCUGUCUCGCCCAGCGGUGCCAAAUCUGACGAGGAGGUUGAAGACUAUAAAUCAUCCACGCCUAAGUCGGGCGGUUCGGUAACCUCUUCUUUAACAAGCGCGUGCUCUGAUGGCGAAGCGCUUGAUCGCGCGGACUGGGAGCCACUCCGUGCGCUUGACCAUUCGAACUUCCAGAAAACCCUUUGGCAACAUCUCAACCCCUGUUCCGAGUACUGCGAAGAUGACUAUCUCUUCUGCGGCGAAUUUGAGGGUGGCUACAACUUCGUCCGCAUAUACCGGGUUAUCAAUAGCCCUAACGACGGUGAAUAUGUGGUUAAGAUUCCUUGCGUCGGCACCGCUGCUCGCUGGCAGAAGCAGGAUGCGUAUAUGCUUCGUUCGGAUUUUGGCACUAUUGAGUUUAUUGGCGAGCGCACCAAGUGUCCCGUCCCUGAGGUCGUGGCCUAUGACGACAAGCUGGACAACACGCUAGGUGCGCCUUACAUCUUGAUGAAGGCCUGCACAGGCAGAUCCGCCUCUGAAGUCUGGCACGACGCUCACCCCAUUCAUAAAGACUGGGAUCGGGACACAGUCGACUUUCCUUCCGCGGAACUGGCGGCGAAACGUUCGCGCAUGCUUCGUUCGCUGGCUCAAGCCAUGGCUGAGCUGCGCCAUCUUGAGUUUGAUAAAAUCGGCGCGCUGUGCUUUGACAAUGUUGACGCAAACGGAAAGCCUACCGUUGGUUCGCUCUGGGAAUGGAAUAUCGACCCAGAACUGAUAGCGGAAGACAUGGCCACUGAAAAGGCUCUUACUGAGAAGCCAGUGUACGACUCAGGCUUGGAGCUCUACACGGAUGGUCUGCUUGAUGUCUGGCCGUUCGAGGGACAUGAAGGAAGGCCCGGCGUCAUCCAUGGAGUCCUGGAUGCAUUGUUUCGAAGCGACGCUUUCGCGAAAUCUGUCAAGCCCGGGGAUAGUGAGGAGACCUUCGUACUCCGUCACGACGACCUCAACCUCCAGAAUGUCUUCUGCGAUCCCGAAACAGGCGAGGUGACCGGUAUCAUCGACUGGGAGCGCGCUUCCAUCGCCCCACGCUGCCUCGGCUACGCUUCCCUUCCAAAGUUCUUGACAUUAGACUGGAUGCCAGGGUACGAAGUUCUCGAUGCGCCGCACUCUCCUUUGUCGCUACAGAUGUACCGCGAGAUCUACGCCGACGCAAUGGUCGAGAUCACUGGAGUAGACGGUGACGGCAAGUAUACGUCCAAGUCUGCGCUGUACCAGGCCGCACACGCAGCGUUGUUCGGUAGUAGUGAAGGUGGCGAUAUUCGUGACUUUGUCCGAAAGCUGCUGCAUGAGGUGCCUGGACUGCACCACACGGACCUUGACUUGUAUAUGACUUGGCUUGGCGAGCACUGGGAGGCGGUCGGUGGCUCUGUCAAAGAGGCUAUAGUGAAGGUUGCGAAACCGCCAGCCACCAACCGAACGAUGAGCUAUCCUAGAUUUUUGGGAAUAGGGUUCGACGAGCCUCGACAUUUAGAAGUGCGGAAGCCAAGUUACGACGUGAAGGAGGGCUCGGAAGUUCUCACUAAAGAGCAGGUACUCGCAUCGCUCCAGCAGUCCUGCCCGGAUGCGCUGGCCACUUUCCCAGCUCCUGAGGCGUUCGAGGUUCGAGAGUACCGUCCGGGUCAAUACGCGCUCAAGGUCGGCUUUGCCGUGAAGAAGAAGUCUAAGAAGAUCGGAGACUUACUUUGGCUUGACGAGCGUGACCAACCCUCUACCAGGUACAACAACACAGUACGAGAGAACAACGCUAUCAGGAAGCAGAUGGGCCUGUAUUAUUCAACGACGACAGACUCUUCCCGUAACACAUACGUCAAGAACGCAAGGGUCAUCAAGGGCGACGGAGUAUUCGGCAGGCUGAACGGCAGUGGCAUGAUCUCGCCGUUCUCCCUCAAUAUCAAGGCGCUCCUGAAGUUCGUUCUCCUGUAUUGUGGUUAUGCAACAGAGUACAAGACAUUCGAGAACAAGGGUCGGGAUGAUGGCCUUAUGUCACUCGUUCGCGUGCUAAAAACCUUCGCAAAGCAUGCGACGACCGCUGAAGAAGACGUUGCAUCCACCCCGGAAGACGGUAACGGUGCCCCAAAUGGCUCGGACGAAGAAGGCGAGGUGUUUGCGACGGAUGAUAGCGAUGAAGCAUCGGUCAAUCGCAAUGAGUCAAAGCGGAAGGAGACCAUGGGCGCAGAAGUCGACGAGGGCGCACCUGCGAAGAAGAUUCGCGUAUGCUAG
Messenger RNA from Alternaria triticimaculans, 2730 nucleotides. RefSeq lists its product as uncharacterized. Lineage: Eukaryota; Fungi; Ascomycota; Dothideomycetes; Pleosporales; Pleosporaceae. The record is from RefSeq and is a predicted model, not a curated record. The transcript has 2 exons. Bases 1 to 2730 code for a protein of 909 amino acids.